This is a messenger RNA of Heterotrigona itama, 798 nucleotides long. The record is from the annotation of a GenBank genome assembly. Lineage: Eukaryota; Metazoa; Arthropoda; Insecta; Hymenoptera; Apidae.
AUGUACGAUCACACUAUCGUAAAGUACAUUAAUGUAUAAUUAAUAUAGUGCAAUGUGUAAUUAAUAUAUUUUUCGAAGCUCAAAUAAUACAAAAUAUAUAAAGAGAAGAAGAUUGAUAUCUGAGAAAGAUACAAUUAUAGGAAUUCACAUGUUUCCUUUAAUUAAUAUUUUUGUAAAGCUUUAUUAUUCAACAAACAGAAGUUACAGCUGCUGCUACAGCUAGCACAGUUUCUGUGUCAGAAUCUGUUUCAACCGAGAAUCACCCAGCAGUUAGUUCGAAAAUUGAGAUGAUUGCUAGUCAAAUUGUUAAUUUGAAUCUUAUAGAAGUGGCACAAUUGAGUGAUUUACUUAAAAAGAAAUUAAACUUGCCAGAUGCUCCCAUAAUGCCUAUGGGUGGUUUUGUUGCCAGUGCACCAAACGCAGAAGUGGAAGAAGAAGAACCUCAAAUAGUACAAACUGCAUUCACUGUCAAACUAACAGGUUUUGAUCAAAAACAAAAAAUUGCUUUAAUAAAAGAGUUAAAAGGUAUAUUACCAGAUUGUAAUCUCGUGCAGGUAAUUUCCUUUAGCUUAUACAUACUGUACCUGAUAACAUUUUAUCAAAUGCAUUUAAUUAUUUAAUUGUAUUUUUUACUAUAUAGGCCAAAAAGUUUGUUGAAAGUACACCGGGUGUAAUCAAAGCUGAUAUUGCAAAAGAUGAAGCUGAAAAGUUAAAGGAAGCCAUCACGAAAGUUGGUGGUAUCGUUGAAAUUAUUUAAUAUUUUUAUGUAAAUAUAUAUUUGUCUUUAUUUAGGUUUAA